Messenger RNA from Caenorhabditis briggsae, 357 nucleotides. The record is from RefSeq and is a predicted model, not a curated record. The transcript is spliced from 4 exons. Lineage: Eukaryota; Metazoa; Nematoda; Chromadorea; Rhabditida; Rhabditidae. Bases 1 to 357 code for a protein of 118 amino acids.
AUGACGAAGAAUUCUUCGAUCUGGAAUGCUGAUUUGUCCGGCGGAUCCAACGGAGAUCACAACGUUUCGAUGGAGUUCAAUAACGCCCCUUCAGCAGCUCUAUCGACGUUUUCACAAAUUCUAAAAAUUGGGACAAGUACAAUGGAUUCAACGGAUUUUCCGGGGGAUGUCGAUGGACUUCGGCAGGAAAUUUCUGUGAACUUGAUUGAUUUUUGCGAUCUCUUUUUUUCUUCUUUUUUUUUCGAUGCGCGGGAUUUUCUCCGGUUUUCGUGGUUUCUUGUCGUACUUGACCUCCCGCGCCCUGAUGACCUAGCGGCCGGUGGCUCAAGAUCUGUGGUUGGAUUACGAGCUAGUUAA